UGGGCUGAGGGGGAGGAGCCCGGGGAGGGGCCGGGAUUGGGGGGCAGGGCGAGAGGAUUCUUAGCGAGAGGCUAAGGGGGCGGAGCUCGGCAGGAGUGCCCUUGUGGGGUCCGAAGAGGCCUGGGCCUAGAGGGUGAGAGGUUUGGAGCACAGUCCAGCGGGAAGGACGGGGGGUGGUGGAGUAUUUCCUAGGGACCAGGCCUCGGGGCCAAGACGACGCUAGAGAAGCCGUCCAGGCUCUCCGGAGCUGACAGCCUAAGGGGGGACCCCACGUUCCCAUCUAGGGACGCCCCUAAGGCCCAAAGACAACAGCCGGUCACCUGAGGAGUAGAAGAACGGCCCGGGCGUGGCCAGAGCCGGGGUGUGUGUGUGCAAGUGCAUCAGGCUGCAGUCAGGUGCUGCUCAAGCCCCGGACCACGGAGGAGGUCUCGCGGAUACUCCGGUAAGCUGAGGAAGCGGGCGGCCGGGCCCAGCCCUGGGGAUCCCCGCAGGGAAAGGAGUCGAGGGGCCCACCGCCCAAUGGGGAGCCCUAGGGGUGACGGGAGAAGGGGCCCGAGCACCCCAGCCAGGCGGCGGGGAAGGAGCUGUCUCUGCCCAGACGCCUCGAUGGGAGCCUGGGGUGUGCCUGCUCUCAGCCACUAAUCCAGGGGGCGCCAGGUGGGCGAGGGUGGGCUUUCCCAAAGGAGAGCUUUCUGGGGCACGGUGGAAAGUCCCUGAGCAACGCGGCCAGUUGGGAAAUGCCCCUGGCCGCAGUGCUCCCCUCUGCCCUUGUUUGUGGAAGUGUGUUUGUGUGAGUAGGUGGGCGAAUGUGUUUGUGUGUGUGUGAGUUUGUAUGUACAAGUGUGAAUGUGUGUGAGUGUACGAGUGUAUGUCUGAGUGUGAGUGUGUGAACGUGUGUGUGAGUGUACGAGUGUGUGUCUGAGUGUGAGUGUGUGAAUGUGUCUGAGUGUACGAGUGUGUGAAUGUGUGUGUGAGUGUACGAGUGUGCGUCUGAGUGUGAGUGUGUGAAUGUGUGUGUGAGUGUACGAGUGUGCGUCUGAGUGUGAGUGUGUGAAUGUGUGUGUGAGUGUACGAGUGUGUGUCUGAGUAUGAGUGUGUGAAUGUGUGUGUGAGUGUACGAGUGUGCGUCUGAGUGUGAGUGUGUGAACGUGUGUGUGAGUGUACGAGUGUGUGUCUCAGUGUGAGUGUGUAAAUGUGUGUGUGUGUAGGCGGGCCUGGGGGGGGGGAUGAAUAUUUCACGUGCUCUCAUAUACUGUGUUUGGGAUGUCGAUAGACUAUUGCUACUCAUUUGUAUUCUCUGUUACUGGGAAUGACUCUGGGUGAGGGAGGGAGGAGGGCCCACCUGGCUGUUCCUGGCUGCACUUGGCCAUCCUCGGCUAUUCCUGGCCGUACUUGGCCAUCCUCGGCCAUUCCUGGCUGCACUUGGCCAUCCUCGGCCGUUCCUGGCUGCACUUGGCCAUCCUUGGCUGUUUCUGGCUGCACUUGGCCAUCCUCCACCGUUCCUGGCUGCACUUGGCUAUCCCUGGCCGUUUCUGGCUGCACUUGGCCAUCCCUGGCUGCACUUGGCCAUCCUCGGCUGCACUUGGCCAUCCUUGGCCGUUUCUGGCCGCACUUGGCCAUCCUCGGCUGCACUUGGCCAUCCCUGGCCAUUUCUGGCCGCACUUGGCCAUCCUCGACCGUUCCUGGCUGCACUUGGCUAUCCCUGGCUGUUUCUGGCUGCACUUGGCCGUUUCUGGCCGCACUUGGCCAUCCUUGGCCGUUCCUGGCCGCACUUGGCCAUCCCUGGCCGCACUUGGCCAUCCUCGGCUGCACUUGGCCAUCUUUGGCCAUUCCUGGCCGCACUUGGCCAUCCCUGGCCGUUCCUGGCCGCACAUGGCCGUUCCUGGCCGCACUUGGCCAUCCUCGGCUGCACUUGGCCAUUCCUGGCCGUUCCUGGCCGCACUUGGCCAUCCUCGGCCGUUCCUGGCCGCACAUGGCUGUUCCUGGCCGCACUUGGCCAUCCUCGGCCAUUCCUGGCCGCACUUGGCCAUCCUUGGCCGUUCCUGGCUGCACAUGGCCGUUCCUGGCCGCACUUGGCCAUCCUCGGCUGCACUUGGCCAUUCCUGGCCGUUCCUGGCCGCACUUGGGUCAUCCUCGGCCGUUCCUGGCCGCACUUGGCCAUCCUCGGCCAUUCCUGGCCGCACUUGGCCAUCCUCGGCCGUUCCUGGCCGCACUUGGCCAUCCCUGGCCGUUCCUGGCUGCACAUGGCCGUUCCUGGCCGCACUUGGCCAUCCCUGGCCAUUCCUGGCUGCACAUGGCCGUUCCUGGCCGCACUUGGCCAUCCUCGGCUGCACUUGGCCAUUCCUGGCCGUUCCUGGCCGCACUUGGGCCAUCCUCGGCCGUUCUUGGCUGCACUUGGCCAUCCUCGGCUGUUCCUGGCCGCACAUGGCUGUUCCUGGCCGCACUUGGCCAUCCCUGGCCGUUCCUGGCCACACUUGGCCAUCCCUGGCCGUUCCUGGCCGCACUUGGCCAUCCCUGGCCGUUCCUGGCCGCACUUGGCCAUCCUCGGCCAUUCCUGGCCGCACUUGGCCAUCCCUGGCCGUUCCUGGCCGCACUUGGCCAUCCCUGGCCGUUCCUGGCCGCACUUGGCCAUCCUCGGCCGUUCCUGGCCGCACUUGGCCAUCCCUGGCCGUUCCUGGCUGCACAUGGCCGUUCCUGGCCGCACUUGGCCAUCCCUGGCCAUUCCUGGCUGCACAUGGCCGUUCCUGGCCGCACUUGGCCAUCCUCGGCUGCACUUGGCCAUUCCUGGCCGUUCCUGGCCGCACUUGGGCCAUCCUCGGCCGUUCUUGGCUGCACUUGGCCAUCCUCGGCUGUUCCUGGCCGCACAUGGCUGUUCCUGGCCGCACUUGGCCAUCCCUGGCCGUUCCUGGCCACACUUGGCCAUCCCUGGCCGUUCCUGGCCGCACUUGGCCAUCCCUGGCCGUUCCUGGCCGCACUUGGCCAUCCUCGGCCAUUCCUGGCCGCACUUGGCCAUCCCUGGCCGUUCCUGGCCGCACUUGGCCAUCUCUGGCCGUUCCUGGCCACACAUGGCUGUUCCUGGCUGCACUUGGCCGCCCCUGGGGACGGUGGCAUGAGAAGAGCCGACCGAAGCCCCCGGCCCCCCGGCCUCCUCUCGCCCUCUCUGCCCGCCGUCUGCAGGGGCCUGCGGGGAGUGAUUUGCUCAGGGUCAGGGCUGAGCGGUGAUGGCAGAACAGAACUAAGAGGGGGCCCAGAGCAGGCGGGGACAGACGGGAAGGGCUGACGCCUCUCGAGGAGACCCUCGCCUUCUCUCCGAGAAGCUCCCAGGUAGAAGCGCAGCCCGGCCUGGGCGCCUGCGGUCAGAGGACUUGCCCAGGGUCACACGGCUAGAAGGUACUGCAGGCCACGUCCGCCUACUGCGAGGCCCGCCGCAGUGGUGGCCGCGUCUGCACACGUGCGGAUGCCGUGUGUACCGUGAGCGCCGCCGCCUCCCUCCAGCAGAGACGCGUCGCUGGGAGAAGCAGUUAGGCGCCGCGAGGCGCUCGGUGGACAGGCCGGCCUGGGCUCAGCCGUGCCCUUGGAGCUUCCUCGCCGGCUGGCCCUGGACAAGCCCUGAGCGGGCCGAGGACUGACUGGAUGCCGGCGAUCCGGCGAGCGGGGCUGCGAGGGGGACGAAGGACUCGUCUGGGAUAAGCCCGUUGGGGCGCCCCCACUCUGCGAGGCAGCGCGAGCACGAGGCCGUUUUCUGCGCCAUCUUGGCGGGCUCUGCGUUCCUCCAUUCAGACCUGGAAGAUGCCCCAGCAGAGAGCUGAUGGAGACGCCUCUCGAGGGAUCCUCGGCGAAGCCUCAUUCCUUGGCUGACUUUCCCCGGCUGGACUGAGCUCAAAGUCAAGAGGACUUGAGUUCAAGUUCUGGCUCUGACCAUCCCCCUCCCUCCCAGCCUUUCCUCGUGUUGUUUCUCGUCCCUGGCCGAGUCCUUGGCCCGCGUGUCCCCCUCACACUGUGCUGCUUUGGCUUCUCUCGGGGUCCUCCGCUCUGGGCGCGGUGCCUGCCCCCCCCCCCCCCCCAGCGGGCCGGGCGGCUCGCUGAGGCGCGACAUCCGGGGCCACGCAGAGGGCGGGGCCUGGCGGCCGACUCCGAGUUCUCUG
Messenger RNA from Monodelphis domestica (gray short-tailed opossum), 4145 nucleotides. Lineage: Eukaryota; Metazoa; Chordata; Mammalia; Didelphimorphia; Didelphidae. The record is from RefSeq and is a predicted model, not a curated record.